UUGGACUGAGAGCAGACGGGAAACUCCAGCUCCUGAGUGGCUCCUGCUACCUGUUGCCUCCUCCUUAAAACUUUUUACCUUCCGCUGGGUAAUGGACUAUUAGAGAGACUUUUAACAACACCCCCACAGCAACUUAAAAGCGAGUCUAAAUCGCCGCUGUCCUCACACCACCUACAGCCUCCACAGAAACAGCGACCAUGGGCAAACAGAACAGCAAGCUUCGUCCCGACGUCAUGCAGGACCUGAUGGACAACACGGACUUCACCGAGCAUGAGAUCAUGGAGUGGUACAAGGGCUUCUUGCGGGACUGCCCCAGCGGCGCGCUCUCCAUGGAGGAGUUCAAGAAGAUCUACGCCAACUUCUUCCCUUACGGAGACGCCUCUAAGUUCGCCGAGCACGUCUUCCGCACGUUCGACGCCAACGGAGACGGGACUAUUGACUUCAGGGAGUUCAUCAUCGCCCUGAGCGUGACCUCUCGCGGCCGGCUGGACCAAAAGCUGAAGUGGGCGUUCAGCAUGUACGAUCUGGACGGGAACGGAUACAUUAGCAAGGCGGAGAUGCUGGAGAUUGUAACGGCGAUUUACAAGAUGGUUUCCUCUGUGAUGAAGAUGCCUGAAGAUGAGUCCACGCCUGAGAAACGCACAGACAAGAUCUUCAGACAGAUGGACACAAAUCGAGAUGGUAAACUGUCCCUGGAGGAGUUUGUUGAGGGAGCGAGGAACGACCCCUCCAUCGUCCGGCUGCUUCAGUGCGACCCCAGCAGUGCUGGACAGUAGAAAACUGGACUUUUUCUCCAUUGCAAUUUCAAUUAUUUUUACACAUUUUCAAAAUCCUUCCCAACCGACCCACCUGAGAUUAUUGAUCACUCAAGCUGUAGAGGCACACACACACACGUACACACACACACAGACAACAUGCAACUGUACAUACUACAAAUACCAAAGCCUGCUGCAUAUAUAAUCUUUCAGAUGCCCACAUGCACAUACUGUACAUGUGCCUCUACGUCUGGUGAAAAGCUACACGGGUCUCGUAAACGGUACAAAUACAACUCAAAGGACUGAAACCCCAUCAAAGACUCUUUAAACACUGAAUCGGAGAUGUGCUCCCUUUGUCUGAGGAGACGAUCAGCGAGGAUAAUCCAUCCGAUUCGUGAGGUACACUGAGCCGAAUCCAAGUUUUUAUUCUUUUUAUUCUUAUUUUUUCCUUUUUUAAAAGGGAUUUUUUUCUCUCUCUUUUACCUGACUCGGGGUGGUGAGUGAUGACGGACAGUUUUUUCACAAAGUAUUGCAAUCUAACUCCACGUUAACACUGGAUGUAAUGAAGUAUGUGAGUCCGGGAAGACAAGUGUUCACAGCUUAGACUGGAGAUCUGGGUAGUUUUAAGUUUUUGACAAUAGAAGAAUUUUUUUAGAAAGGAUUUUUUUUUUUAAAUGUAUACUUUGGAGGAAUGUUACAUCAAACCAAAACUCACUCAGAUUUUUAAAUGAAGGGGAAUAUUUUGACUGCAGAUUUUCGUCCGUCUGUUCUUUUGAAAGUGACUUUUUACACCAAGUUCUGUGUCCUCACACACACACACACACACACACACACACACACACACACUUAUUUUACUGACAUGAACUUGACAUAUUUAUACAUAUAAACCGAGCUGUGAUUCUCUUCCUACGACUAUGAUUCAACAAGUGUAUAAACAAAAAAGAUAAAAUAAAAAGUUAGAUGUUAUAUGAAUAUAUAGUAUGGUACUUAUAUAUUCUUUUACUCUGUGAUCACACUGUGGCGUUUUGCUGCAGUGAAGAAAUUCACUUUGACGUAUAAAUUAUUGGAAUGUGACGAUAAACAUUUUAUUUUAUUUUACUUGACGAAUAUAUGAAAGAAAGUUGUACAGUAUAUUCACUCAUAUUUAUGCUAGAGAUGUUAAAAAGGAGAGGACCACACAUAUGCAUUUAUUUUUUAAUAUCCACAGCUACAUUUGGUGUUUGUAGCUUCUGUUAUUUUCCUCUCUUGAGAGAGAAAAUAGCUACACAUCUUAAUUUGAUCCCAAGCUACAGCUCCACUGACAUCAUGUUUCCCAGGAAGCCAGUAAACAUUGGCAGUCUUUAUGUUUUUUUUGUCAUGUGCGUUUGUAAACAGUCUCCAAAUGUUGCAUGUGUCUUCGAAGUGCAACAGUAAUGUCUUCAAAUGUCAAGCUUUGUGCAAAUGUGACUUUACAUCUCAUGAAUGUGCAAAAAUGUUUAAGUACAAAUGUAAAAUAGGACAAAUGGAGGGCUACUGUGAUGAUGGAGAUCACAUUUUUAUCACUAUGACGCACAAUAAGAAAGAACUAACAGAACAAAGCACUGACGCUGGUAGCGAGUAACAGCAGCAUCCACCAAACCUCACUGUGUUUUUGCAGGAUUUACUAAUAGUUGCUUCUAUUCUGCUUAAUUUUACCUGUCUGUACUUCUAAAAAAAACCCACCAAGACAUGCAGAAGUCUUCACAGACGGAUGAAUGAUGACUUUGGGAAAACAAAAUAGUUGUGUUCAAUUCUCUGGGCUUCUGCACAUUUUAUGUUAGGUGAUCAGGUACAUCAGUCCCACAUUUCAUUUCAAUAGCAUCUUGUGGUCAAGUGCCAAAUAUAGAUGAAUGAAAUAAAAGAAAAGAAAAGAAAGAAAAAACACACAGUAUUGCAUCCAUUUAUACUGUACAGUUGCUACCUGUCGAACAAAAAAUCUUUGUCACUGUAUCAUUUUGUAGAUUUUGUAUUGUUAACUUGCAUUAUGUGUUCUGUGUAGGAUGUCCAUUUUGUUAUUCAAAUAAAGACAAAGUGGGAAAAUG
Messenger RNA from Centropristis striata (black sea bass), 2815 nucleotides. RefSeq names its product neurocalcin-delta B. Gene Ontology annotation, molecular function: calcium ion binding; actin binding; tubulin binding. The transcript is spliced from 4 exons. Gene Ontology annotation, cellular component: cytosol. Lineage: Eukaryota; Metazoa; Chordata; Actinopteri; Perciformes; Serranidae. The coding region runs from base 198 to 776 and encodes 192 amino acids. The record is from RefSeq and is a predicted model, not a curated record. Gene Ontology annotation, biological process: calcium-mediated signaling.